Molecule: messenger RNA, 1467 nt
Organism: Fulvia fulva
Lineage: Eukaryota; Fungi; Ascomycota; Dothideomycetes; Mycosphaerellales; Mycosphaerellaceae
Exons: 1
Coding region: 1-1467 (488 amino acids)
Source: RefSeq, a predicted model, not a curated record
AUGGGCGACAUCUACUCCGGCGCAUCGAUGGUACAGGCUUACCUUGGCAUAUUCCCUUCUUCCGAAAUGCCCAGCGCUGCUAUGUCCAAGGCCAUCAUGCGUCACAACAUCUGGUCUCGAAGCUGGAUCAUACAGGAGCUAGUAAGGUCUCGUGACUACAUGUUGCUCAUUGGCCCGGAGCAUGAAAUUGGCGGCCAUGCUUUCCGAGAAGACGUUUGGACAGAAGUCAGAAUACUUGAGCUUGCUGGAACCUACGGAAAUCAGGCUGCCAAUAACGUCAGUAGCAUGGUUAGCUACUGGUACCAACUAGUGCGCUUCGGGCGGCUUCCGCACAUCCUUGGCCUGCUCGAAGCCAUCCGCUCGAGGGACUGUACUGAUGGGAGGCACUCUCUAUUCUCAAAGCUCGGCGUGGCAAGAAAUGCUUCCAGUCACGUACCAAGUCCGUCAUACGAGUUGGAAGCAGGAGCAAUCUUCACGGACUUUGUUCGUUCGUAUUUCACCAACACAGGGUCGUUGUAUAUUGUCUGUCUGAGCGGCCCCACAAAUAUAUCCCUACCUUCCUGGGUACCUGACUGGCCACGACCGACUGGACGACAGCCACUGCUACUAGGGUUUGGCCAGAGCAAUAAAGCUUCAAUGACCGAACUCGAAAACAUAAUCACCUCAUCGGCUAGGUGGGAACUCGCCGUGACUUUUCCAGCAGAUCAUGUAGAAUUGAGCAUGCUUGGCUGGGUUGUUGAUGACAUUGGAGACUAUGCGGACCAUGUCGACGCUACAAACCCGCUCUUAAAUGCGUUCAAUCUGUUCUGGGGUCUCGACUAUUUCGCAAUCCUUCUGUCCACGUUGACCGGCGCACAGAAGAACGCAGAUGGUGAUGGCUACCUGAUACCACCUGGAGAAUACGAAGAGCUUGCGCAUGUCAUGGCCCAUGUCGAUGGAGAUCGUGCCAGUCGCCAUGGUUGCGAAGAUGCUUGGAUCCUAGAGCAUAGCGAGGCUGUGGUAUGCGGCAAGAGCAUGCCAGCGUUGGCGCGGGAGUACCUGGUGAUUCGGGGAAAACGUCAUCGCACAUCAAGUGGCUUAAAGCGAUCGACCAACAUCUUGAUCAACAAAAUGAGCGCCGGUCGCAAAUUGGCAGGGACAAAGCGAGGAUGGCCUGUACUGGUCCCGACGAACGCGGUUGGUCGGGAUCUUAUCUGUGUGCUAUGGUAUUGUCCCGUUCCUGUGGUUCUCCGAAAAGUCCAUGAUCAUUACAUUCCGGUUGGAGAGUGCUAUCACUAUGAGCAUAUGAGCCAGUUUUGCCACAACAGGACUGUCUCCAAUCGUGAUGACUCAAAUAGCAGUGACGAGGAUAAGCUUCUACCUGUUCUACCCCCAUCGAGCGUACAACCGAUGUGCUGGGAGAAUUUGUAUCCUGAAGGCAGGCCAUACUCAAGAGAACAACCAGACACAUUGUUCAACAUACGCUGA